Messenger RNA from Lithohypha guttulata, 2901 nucleotides. RefSeq lists its product as uncharacterized. The coding region runs from base 1 to 2901 and encodes 966 amino acids. The transcript is spliced from 2 exons. The record is from RefSeq and is a predicted model, not a curated record. Lineage: Eukaryota; Fungi; Ascomycota; Eurotiomycetes; Chaetothyriales; Trichomeriaceae.
AUGUUUCUUCGUGCAUCUCGGCGCAGCCAUGUGUGUCUGAGAUGCGAGAGCAGACUCAUUCUGCAGGAGCAGGUCUCAUCAACCCAGCUUGAUUCUCUCCAGCGCAGUCCUCCUGUUGCGAAGCGAUGGCAGUCCUCAUCAGCAGCAGUAAGAGUCGAUGAAGAAGAUCAGGAGACCGAAUCUGCGCCUGUUCCUUAUGCGGGUCAACGUCUCAUUGCACACGAGCAGUUUGGAUCGAGGAGAAGCGAUGGCCAGGCCAGGGAAGAAGACGUUGACCGGAAUGGCAAAGUAAAGCAAUCUGGCUUGAGAGUACGUCAUUGGCGACCACCACCUACCGCACAGUUGAGUGUCAAUGUCCUUGGAAAGCCAGGAGAAAUCCUUGUCCUACCUGAUCAGAAGCACAGAAGGCGACGUCGCUUGACAGAAGCAGAAGAGCAGGAACCCCGAGACAACACAAACACCACAGAGACGGCACAGCCACUGACAACUAAUCGUCCCAAGCGAACGAUACGCGAAACACUCGCCGCCGAGUCGACGCCUUUGUCUCCUGUCGAGGUCUUUCAAAAUGUCGAAAAGUUGAGAAAGAAGUUGGAACGUCACAUCGAUCUGGCAAAAUGGAAGUAUACUCGAGUCUCCUUGCAAAAGGGCUUCACAAAGGCACAAUUGCGACAGUAUGCUCACGAAAAGACCGCGCAGUUGUCAUCACAGACUGUCGUUGAAGAGCCGACACGAAAGAUUGAUAGUAUGGAUAAGCACGGUCUGCCAAAUUACAUCAUGAAUAAUCUGUGGAAGAUUUCUGAUCCUAGCAAAACCACAAUCGCAAGUUCAGCACCUCAUUCUAAUGCGUGCAAGAAGAAAGUCAGAUUGACUGCGGAAGUCGUGGAGCUGAUCCUAAAGUCCAACAGACUAAGCAGACUACAUGAAUUGGAUGCAGCCACUGCCUCAGCUGGAAAGAGCUCCCUCACCGUGUCUGCAAAGAUGAAGAUGGAGGGUUCGCCCGGGUUUCUCAUCGCUGGUUCCGACGAAAUGGCAGUCAAACAGACAGCCUUUACUAUUAACUCUUGGAAGCACGACGUUGUGCAGCAGCAGCUUACUGCACCGUCCAUGACCUUGUUAGCGAAGAUGAAAUCGAAAGACGGAAGCACAUUCCGUUCAAGCUCAGAGGUUGCCUCAGGUGUUUCAAUGCUCCUACAGCGACAUCCUGUUGUGUUACAAGUCCGAGGUAGGGAAUGGCAGGUUUCGGCCUUUGAAUCAGUGCACCUGAAGAACUUUGAGCGAGAGCUAGUUCUCCUGGCUCAUGCCUACGAGGAUGUUGAAAGGCCUACCCCUCAGCUUGUGAAUCUUCAUGGCGACUCCGCGAGGGUGCCUGUGUAUCCCCAAUCUGAUGUGAAGUCCGUCGAGCAUUACCGUUCUGUCGAUGGAGCAGCAGGAUUAGGUGGUACUGAGUCUUCCGGCCUCCAACAGAUUCCAGGCGAUUACUUGUUAGAAAUCACGAAAAUUUUGCAAAGUGCCAUGUCAAGCGACGAAGCUGUUACGACACACGAUUCAUCAAUGUUCAAUGGCUCGCCGUCCAAUGUCAUCGUCGAGUUCGGUCAAGCAACAUCGCCUCCUCAAAGAGCCGGUGAUAGUGUGAUCGCUGCCAAAGCACGGCCCCAUUUUCAGUCACAAAUUCCUUUAUUGCCUCAAUUUCUUGCUGACCAGCACCGUUUGCAGCAGGACUCCCCUUCUUUGAAAUUAGGCCCGCGCAGCUUUCGACUCAAAUUUAAAUCUUCAGAUCUAACACAACCUUCUCUGGAAAUCCACGGCAGUCCCAAAAAUGAUUCCGGUAUUCAAGUCCAGAGUAUAGCUCUACACUCGGCCGAGCAGCAGCUGCUUGUUGGCCUGCCUGCUACACCUGUCGACCUCCAAUACUUCUACGAUCGGAGAUUGAAUUUGUUCGAGUCAGAUGCUCCGCCUAUCGAGAAAUAUGCUCCGCUUAUGGCCCAAAUAGCAGAUCAGUUAGUGCGAUCUGAUCAAGUUGAAGUCGAUGUCAAGAAGCGACCACAGUCAAUUCCAAUGCCUAAACUCAGCCCUCUACUCCAAUUGGACCUGGCUGUGUUAUCGAGGUCAAAAACUGAACCACGCGAUAACAACACAAAGCAGACACGAGCAACAACUGAUGACAAACACGAAAAACCAAGUGGUCACGAGAAUUUUUCAAAGAUUCUUCUCAACCAGCAAUCUGGUUCAUGCUCGAUGUCGGAAACGGGUCUGAAGUGGAGACUCGCUGAUGACAACAACACCCUGAGUCUUGAUAGUUCUACGAUUAAACAGGGUAUAUGGUCAAGAGCGGCCAAAGGCUUCCAGGUCACGAUCAAUGUUGAAGACAACCAGGAAGUUCACCUCGAAGGCUUUCUCGAAAAGGACUUUGGUCGUGCCGCUCGCGCUUUUCAGACCUUCUACAACGUUGAUCUCAAGCUAGACCCAUCCUUGAGCCAUUUCAACAAGAUCAAUAGAGCAGAACCUUCAAAGGUCGCUCCAGCUGUCGUUCGGUACGCACUUGACCGAGCUGAGUGGCUUGAUCGGACAGUUUACGAAACUCCUGCACGUGGUCAAUUUGCGCUAGAAUAUCUAUCACUCACUCCAAUGACCGACGAUUCAAUUGGCAAGUCGAGACAGGCGCUGAGGCUUGUUGAGAAGAGCAAGGUAUUAAAGUCAGCGCCUUCACUCCGCGACGCAAGCCAAGACAUUCCGGUCAGUGAGAACGAUGACCAGAGUGGCAUGUCGGACACCCAGCUGAUCGAGGGUAUCACCAAGGCAGCAUUGGACACAGCAUCCGCAUUGGGGGGAUUUGUACAACAGAGAACAAAGGAAAUGGUGUCAAGAUAUCCGGCAAUCACUGCUGAAGACAAGACAUCUUGA